Messenger RNA from Poecilia reticulata (guppy), 901 nucleotides. RefSeq names its product myelin-oligodendrocyte glycoprotein-like. Gene Ontology annotation, cellular component: external side of plasma membrane. Lineage: Eukaryota; Metazoa; Chordata; Actinopteri; Cyprinodontiformes; Poeciliidae. The record is from RefSeq and is a predicted model, not a curated record. Gene Ontology annotation, biological process: cell surface receptor signaling pathway; positive regulation of T cell proliferation; T cell costimulation.
CGCUAAGCUAGCUCCAUGUAUACAUUUUCCCGCCUCUGGAGGGCUCUGUCGCAYCGCGCAGUAAAUUAUAAAUCUUUCUCAGUUUAUUUUAUUUAACCUAAUUUCUCCGCACUUCUAACUGACUGUUGUGUUUUCCGUUAAACUAUAUAUAUUUUUUAGUGUUUUUUUGGACAUGUUUUCCACUUAGAAACGUCGCAUGAAUCUAAAUUUCGGACGGAGAGAUCGACGCAACCAGGAAAUGGGUUCUUCUUCUCUGACUUCGUCUCUGCUCCUGCUGUCUGUGGUCUUCUGGCAGUUCGUGUCUGCUCAAGAAGAAAUGAACAUCAGAGCUGCCACUGGAGAGGACAUCACUCUGCCGUGCAGUGACCCUGACAAUAACCCCAUCGAGGUCGUAGAGUGGAGCAAAUCCGGCCUGGGGGCGAAAUUUGUCCUCCUGUUCAAAAACGGGAUGAUUGAUGUAAACAAGCAGCAUCCAGAUUUUAAGGACCGGGUGGAUCUGUUGGACUAUAAGAUGAACGGUGGAGACGUGUCUAUGGUUCUGAAGAAAGCGAAGGCCAACGAUUCGGGAGAAUAUGAAUGUCGAGUCAUCCAGAAGGAGGAAGGGGAGCAACUCAGGAUGAAGGUCUACCUGGAUGUAAAAUCGCCGUUUCCUCCCUGGGUCAUUAUUGUGCUGGUUCUGCUCAGUGUGUCUCUGACUAUUGCCACCAUCCUGAUGUAUAAAAACAGACGCUACUUCAGGCAAGCCCAAAGGGCCCAGCAGCCACAGGUGCAGGAGGAGGAAGAGGAAAACGAUUAUUAUGAUGACGACGACGUGAAGCAGAACUCAGAGGAUUAACAUCAUCGACGUCUCAGAGGAACUUUAUGCUUUUAAACUGAAAUAAAACUAAUUCCACUGGUUUUA